GUCGUCGUAAAUAUAUCUUACGUUUUUUGGCAGCCUGGCUAAACAUUGGAAAUUUCUUAUCAAAACACAUUUGUGGUGUCUAAUUACCUUUGAUGGCUGUUCUACUGCAGUAAAAGAUGGUGAAUAUUUAACUCGUGAAGAUUUUAUGAACAAUGCACUUCAUAAAGGCUUUUCAAUUAGUCAACCAUGGCAAUGGCUGCUCCAACCUGGCGUCGGCAACUGCCUUUCGCUCCCGAUGUUGACACAAGCAUAACUUCAAAUGUUAUAAUCCAGCGCUGUAUAAAAAUGGACGAAAGACAAAAUGUAGUUACCGGUGUUGGUAAGAAACGCUUAACACCCGAGGUUGUUGCUAUGCUUUUAACUCUUGACUGCGACAUUGAUAAAUCAAUAAAGGAAAAGCGACUAAGUAUUACUUCUAGUAAGAAUAACAACAGUACUUAUGUGUGUAAGACACCGACUAAAGUUGAUUGUAACGUUGGUAUUGUGAACAUAGUCAAGAUAUCAGGUCAACCUUUAGGAUUUUCACUGCGUGAAUAUAAUGUCAAUAAAGGAGAACGGCCUGGUGGAAUAUUCGUAUCACGUCUUACUCCUGGAGGUGUUGUCGAACAGAAUUCUUUGCUCAGCAUUGGAGAUGAGAUUUUGGAGAUUAAUAGCGUUCCUGUGAACGAUUAUAAACUAAGUGAUGUUGUUGCCAUGAUUCAAAUUCCAAAGAAAUUGUCAUUAAGAGUAAGAUUCGGACAUGAAGGAUUAUCUAAUGAUAAGGACAUUGGAGAAACCAACUCAAACUUUACCUGUGUGAAAAAAAUAAAUAAAUCCGACAAUUAUAACAACCAGGAGUUGAACACUCAGGCUUCAUUACCUGGCGAGUCUGGGUUUUCGCAAUUUCGACGUAGCUCUUCGGGCAGAAUGUUACCAGAUCUGCCUGCGGGGCUGCAACACUCUGAACAUCUUGAAAUAGAUAAUGAAAGAGUGACUCGUAUUGAUACAAAUAAAUUUUUCAAUUCAAAAGUUUCGCAUCGAACACAGUUGAACCAGAAGAAUGAUUCAAAGACUUCUAAAUACCAGCAACUCAAUCCUAAUGGUAUUUAUCCUUUUAAUGGUUCGAUCAAUCCGAAAAAUUUCCCCGUAAGAGCAACAAAUCAAAGAAGAUCUACAGGUGAUAUUACGUUAGUAGACACCGUAGGAAAAUCUUUACAAAAUGAUGUACAAGAUGGGGUUAAUAUAUCUAGACGUUUGGAUCCUAGCGAUGUUAAGUUUGACAUUGUCUCGUCGAACAAUCCAAAAGUUAAUUCAACAUCAAAAACAUCCCACUCAAUCAAUGAAAUCAAGAUUGAAGCAAAGCAAAACUGGUUUAAGGAAUCGGAGUCGUUCGGAUCAAGCUCGUCGCUGUCGAGCUCAGAAUCACCUAUAGUAAGAUCAUCCAAUCAUAAGACCAGUAUAGGUGCUCUGUCGCGUUCAGAAAUGCUGACAGUAUCAUCCCGGCUCUCUGAUAACAGUCCAGUUAGUUCUUCAACUGAAAAUGAAGAUCACAACUGCAAUGUUAUACUUCGAAAAGAAAAAGUUGAACACGAGAAGCAUUCCUUCUUUCAUCCAUCGUCUUCUGACGAUAUAAGAGAAUCCAACAAUAAUAGUUGGUUUUCAAAGAUCAGUAAUCAAAAAAGAAAGCAAGUUCGAAAAUUUUCGGAGGGAAGUCGAGCACUUUCAAAAGCCCUUACGGGUGACCCGUAUCGUGUUCAUGAACCCAAAGAUAUCUCCUCCGAUGAUGCAGAACACGGAUACAGAUUAUACCCUGGUAUCCCUCAAGAAUCCCAACCGCGUGCUGUUUCAGGAAUGUUAACUUUAGCUAUUAUCAAGGGAGCGCAACUUGGUGAUUUUAGUGGAAAAGAAAAACGAAAGAAAACUAAAGUAUUUUGUAGCAUCGAGUCUGAUGGAGUUAAGCAAGCAUCUACACUUGCAAAGAAAGGUGGUAACGACUUCGAGUGGAACGAAAGUUUUGAAAUCGAACUGCAACGAUCACGGGAACUCUGUGUUAACGUUUACACACGUUUCAAAAAGAAUGACACAAAGAUUGCCGAAGGAACGUUGAGCCUUGCUUCGUUACAUAACGAAGGAAAUGAACAUUGCCUUGCUGUAUGUCUAGAACCUUUUGGCUUGCUUUGCAUCAAGUUAUCAUUUACUGAUAUGAAAUUUAUGCUCCAACGAACACCAUCGCAAAAGAAAGAAGGUGUAUUUGGGUUUCCUCUUGAAACUGUAUUGCGUCGAGAGGGUUCAAAAAUACCUAAUUUGAUUCGGAAGUGUGUUGAAGAAAUUAAUGCGAGAGGACUCGAAACUACUGGUAUCUAUCGAAUAUGUGGAAAUGCCGCUAAAAAGAAGGCAUUGCGGGCACAAUUUGAUAAUGAUAGUUCUAAUGUGAAUCUAAAUUCCACUGAGAAUCCAGUUGAUGUUAACAUAAUUACAGGACUACUCAAAGAUUAUCUUCGUGAGCUACCUCAACCUCUUCUUUCGCAAGAUAUUCGUGAAUUACUAAUUUCUCAAGACGUAGACACAUUAUCCGAAACAGUGCUCUCCCAAAUAGUUGACAAAUUUUCUCGAUUGGGCAAAGCGACAAUAAUGUACUUGUUUGAUCAUUUUUCCACUGUGCUUAUGAACAGUGAAGUAAAUAAGAUGGAUAGCCAUAACCUAGCUGUAUGUAUAGGACCUGUGCUCCUAUGUCCUUCAUUGAGUCUAAGUACUGUAAGCACUGUCAAUGAUACGAAAAAAGACAUUAAUGCUAUAAGACUGCUGCUAGAAGUUUGGCCGAAGCCUGAACAAGUCUCAGCUUGCUAAAAACAGGUAGUUUGAAUGCUUGGGGUUAUGUCGUUUUUUCACCUUUUUAAAUCCUUAGAUGUUUGAAUUAGCAUCAUAAUGUGUCAUAUAAAGUAAAAAAUGAUUGUAGCUUUUGUGAGAAGUUCAUUUUAAUGAUUUUUCGUUCGUA
Molecule: messenger RNA, 2974 nt
Organism: Xenia sp. Carnegie-2017
Lineage: Eukaryota; Metazoa; Cnidaria; Anthozoa; Malacalcyonacea; Xeniidae
Product: rho GTPase-activating protein syd-1-like
Exons: 2
Coding region: 187-2826 (879 amino acids)
Biological process (GO): signal transduction
Molecular function (GO): protein binding
Source: RefSeq, a predicted model, not a curated record